UUCAUCUCAAGGGAACCUCAUCUCGGUACUCGGAAAGCAGAAGGAGAAACCAGCAGGCGGCAACGGGUUGUCGCUCCUCGAAGCCGGCUGGUGGCCACUUUUCGUAGCACUCUUGGACACCGACACAUUUUCUUUUUCGCUUUUAACGAGGGAGUGUUUCUUUUUUGGUUGGUCAUUUUUAACCCGUUUGGAUUCUACGUUGAUUUGUCUCCGACGUCUUCCAGCCCCCCCCCCCCCACCUCAGCGCAGCUAUAGCUGGGCAUCUUCUCAUCGGGCGGUGGCGACAGCGACGGAGGCGCACAUGAGGAGCACUGUGACGGCGGCAUCCUGACCAGUAACCUCGUGCGUGCGUGCGUGCGUGCAGCACACCCUCACGCCCGGCGAACCCCAACAGCGGGCGUUGGAAGGAAGGAGGGAAGGAAGGAAGGAAGUCAGUGACCGCUCUUCCUGUCGGCAUGAGGUCCUUCCGUUCCUUCAGCAAUGACGACCGCCACGUCAUGGCGAAGCACUCCACCAUCUACCCGUCGUCUCACGACUUGGAGGCGGUUCAGACGCUCGUAUCCAACGUGGAGUGCGCCCUGAAACACGUCUCGGACUGGCUGGAUCAGACCAACUCGGAGGCACUCGGCCAAGUGGACGGCCGAGCGCCAGACGGCAAGGACGACGAGAAGCCCGGCGGGGAAGCCGAGGGGUCCAACGAUGGCCACAGGGAGGCCAGCGGCGGUCGAGUGCUGUGCGGAGUGAUGAGAAUCGGUUUGGUGGCGAAAGGCCUCCUCAUAAAAGGCGACAUGGACCUGGAGCUGGUGUUGAUGUGCAGAGAUAAACCCACGCAGAUAUUAUUGGACUCGGUCUGCAACAACUUACCCGGGCAAAUAGAGAAGCUGACAGAGGAGAAAUACGAGGUCAGGAGCUCCCUGCCCGAGGCGGCCAUCCUGGUACGGACUACAACCGAGCCCAAACUCACACUGAAGAUCACGCUCACCUCUCCGGCCAUGAGAGAUGAGGACGACGAAGAGGAGGAGGAGGAAGAGGAAGAUGAAGUGGGGGAGCACAAGGGGGAGGAAGCUCAGGAUGUGCUGGCGGCAGAGGAGGAGGAAGUGGAGGGCCACGAGGAGUUCCACGGGGCGGGAGCUGAGGAGGUGGCAGCAGAACAGGAGGACGACGUGGAGGAGACGGAGAAGAGGAACGGCCACGUGUUGGGUGCUGCCGCGCAAAGAGUGGAGGCUGAGGAGGAGGAGGAGGAGGAAGAGGGAGAGGGAGAGGUGCUGGAUAGACACAGAUGUCUGUUGGCCCUGGCAGCGCUGCGACACGCCAAGUGGUUCCAGGCUCGAGUGAAUGGACUCAAGUCCUGCGUUAUCGUUCUCAGGAUACUUAGAGAUAUGUGCAAUAGACAACCCGCCUGGGAGCCCCUUAACGGAUGGCCUUUGGAACUGAUCUGCGAGAAGGCCAUCGCCACCUGCAACCGACCUCUCGGGGCAGGAGAAGCCUUGCGCCGAGUGAUGGAGUGUCUCGCCUCGGGCAUACUGCUACCAGGCGGUCCAGGUUUGCGCGACCCGUGCGAGAUGGAGCCCACCAACACUUUAGCCAACAUGACGGAUGAGCAGGCGGAGGCCAUUACGUAUAGCGCACAGCGUGCUCUCAGGCUCAUGGCGUUUGGACAGAUCUGCAAAGUGCUGGAGAUGGAGCCUCUUCCCUCAAAUAAACCGUUGCAGAAAUACCCUUGGUGUGACAAAGAAGGCUUGGGUUUGAAAAGGCCAUACGAUGAGGGAAUGAUGGACGACAAGGACCUCAUCAAGAAGAUGAAGCGGAAUCUUCGGAGAGUUCUCGACAGCAAAGCCAUCGACUCCAACCAGCCAAUGAACGCCCUGAUGCGGUUGAACCAGAUCCGUCCAGGUCUGCAGUAUCGCCUCCUCUCCCAGUCGGGCCCGGUCCACGCCCCCGUCUUCACCAUGUCUGUGGACUUGGAUGGGAGCAUCUACGAAGCGUCGGGCUCCUCCAAGAAGACCGCCAAGCUCCACGUUGCUGUCAAAGUUCUCCAGGCGAUGGGCUACCCGACCGGUUUCGACUCGGACCUCGACCCAAUGAGCUCGGACGAGAAGUCCGACGGCGAAGGCAAGAGCGAGACGUCCUCGCACACGAGCAAUAACGCGUCGCACUCCUCGGACGGCUCCAACACGCUGGAGGUGCGAACUCAGGGCCCCAUACUGACGGCGAGCGGGAAGAACCCUGUCAUGGAGCUGAACGAGAAAAGGCGAGGUCUCAAGUAUGAGCUCAUCUCUGAAAGCGGAGGCAGCCACGAUAAGCGCUUUGUCAUGGAGGUGGAGGUGGACGGACAGAAGUUCCGUGGGGCGGGCCCCAACAAAAAGGUAGCAAAGGCCAGUGCGGCUUUGGCCGCUCUGGAAAAACUCUUCUCUGGUCCCAACGCUGCUGCAAACAAGAAGAAGAAGCUGCUGCCUCAGACGAAAGGAGCCCUGGCUGCGGCGGCGGCGGCCUCGGCCGUGGCGGCUCAGGUAGCCCAAGGACGAGGACGAGCGGCCCUCGCGCGGGGAGCCUUCGUCAGCGCCGCGGCGCCAGGAUACGUCACGCCAGGCUUCGGAACGCCGUACGCCUACAGCCCGGCCGCCGCCGCAGCUGCUCCUGCGUACGGGGGUCUUUUCAUAGACAAUCCCUUCUACCAGCCACGGACCCUCGCGCCCUUCAUCAUCCACCUGGGCCCCCAGGAUCUCUUCUCCGACUUCUAGAGGAGAUGACAGGUUUUUCGGAUCGCCCCUCCCUCCCACCUCGUCACACGUUACUCCGCGGCGGCUCACACUUCCUGCCUGUUUCUUUCUUUUUUUUUUUUUUUUUUCUGGGAGGCCUUCCUCUUCUUGCUGCUGCGCUCGGAUUUCUAAACAGGCAGCAGAACAUGACAGCUCCCCUCUUCUUCUUCUUCUUCUUCUUCUCGAUGAAGCGGACACAUCAUGAUGGGAGGAGGAGAUUGGGGGGGCUAUGGGGCGGCUCUACGUGACCCUAAAAGCAAUACUCGUAUUUGGCGAGAAAAGCGUGAGCGGGCUGCUCUUUCAAGCAAUAGCAAUACACACGAACUCCUUUCUUCAAGAAGAAUGUCCGGCGACUUCACGCGGCGUUGCAAUAGCUCAUCUUGAUUGUAUCCAAAUUGUGUGUGCGUCCAUGUGCGAUAUGACAUCCACACACGUAUAUAGAAACAAACAAACGUGUGGUGACUCCAAUAUUAUAACGAUGUACGUAUGUAAAUACAUUUUAAAGGAUAACUUAUUGUUAUAAAUUAUUUUAGGACGAUGCGGUGACACGUGCGUGUACUAAGGCACUAUAGCUUUCUUCCAGUUUUCUAUACACGAGCGACUCGUAGGAGAAACCAAUAUUUAUCUUUAGCCAUUAUUCCUAUUAAUCGCCGCUCUUAGAAAAAAAAAAUAAGGACGCUCCCUUUCCUUCCUUGACGUCGUUCUGAGCCUAACGCCACGAGGUGCUCGCUUCUUCUUAUCAGCGAAUCAGACACACACACACACACACACAGGGACACA
Messenger RNA from Hippocampus comes (tiger tail seahorse), 3539 nucleotides. It is a transcript of the gene strbp, whose product is annotated as spermatid perinuclear RNA binding protein. Gene Ontology annotation, cellular component: precatalytic spliceosome. NCBI's taxonomy places the organism in Eukaryota, Metazoa, Chordata, Actinopteri, Syngnathiformes, Syngnathidae. The transcript has 18 exons. Gene Ontology annotation, molecular function: single-stranded RNA binding; double-stranded RNA binding. The record is from RefSeq and is a predicted model, not a curated record. Bases 456 to 2741 code for a protein of 761 amino acids.